CGCCAUCUGCGGCGCCAGGCAUUGUGGGAAGGGCGGCUGGGGUCAUGGCGGCCGCCGUGGCGAUGGCAGCUCUGUGCCGGCGCUUCACGGCCGCGCUGCGGCUGUCAGGAGCGCGGCCGGGCUCGACACUUGCCGGCCUCCCCGGAUUGAGGCUGAAUCUGUUCCACAAGAACCUAGCCAAAGCUGAGCCCCUCCAUCAAUUGAAGUUUCUGCACACUACUUUGUCUCGUAAAGGUCUGGAGGAGUUUUUUGAUGAUCCAAGAAACUGGGGAGAAAAAACAGUAAAGUCUGGGGAUGCAUGGAAUAUAAAGCAGCUAAGGGGCAAGAGUAGUGAAGACUUGCACAAACUUUGGUAUGUCCUACUGAAAGAAAAAAACAUGCUUUUAACUUUAGAGCAAGAAUCAAAACGACAACUCAAGCCUAUGCCAAGUCCAGAAAGAUUAGAAAAGGUAGAAAAAUCUAUGAAAAAUAUAGACUUGGUAGUCAAAGAAAGAGAAAUUGCUUUGAGGCUUUUACAAACUGGCCAUGAAAAACCAGUACCUGGCGAGUGGAGACAUGACUUCCUAGGACGGACCUACUGGUACAGUUACAAGGAAUGGCCAAUACCAUGGUACUUAAACAAAAAAUACAAGAGGAGGAAAUUCUAUUACUUACCUCAUGUGGAUCGCUUCAUCAGGCUCAGACUUGAAAAAUCUUUACGUAUAAAGGCAAGAAGGCAAAACCUAGAGAGAACGAGGCAGAAGGUCUUGGAAAGGAAGUUCCCUCACCUUGCUGUAAAAUCUCAGAGCCAGUAACAUCCUGGAAGAGUGCUGCAAGCAAUUGAUUGAGUAUGUUUGUGACUGGAACAUGAAAAAAGUUCUGAAACCAGUGAACAACUUGACUGAGCGUUCCUGAGAGUCUCCAUGUUUGGUUUUUUUUUUUAAUCCCAUGUUUGACCUAAAUUAAACUCAUGAUCUGGAAUUAAAAAGCAGCUUUGGUGCCUAACUCAAAUUAAUCCUAACAGUUGUUUCUAGAAACAUUUGAAAAAUGGUGUAUUAGCCAGCUACUAUAAAAGUGAGACAUACAUUAUUAACAGUGAAAAGCAGUAAGUGACUACCAGAUCAAAGUAUAAAAAGUGUAGGGAUAAUAUUUACCUGGUUUAGUUUAACAAGUGUGUAUUAAAACCAGACAGAAACAUGAGAGCCUCUGAAGCUCACAUAUGAGCUUUUGUUCCCUGAUCAUCUGAGUUACUGGUAUGUGCCUUAACUUACAUGUGCUUUCUACAUAAAAGCAUGGGAAAAUAUAGUUUUCAGUCUGCUAUGAGGAACUUUUUCCUUGCUUUAAGUUGGCUUGUUAGAAAUUAUGAAAUAUUUAGCAUGUGAACUUUUAACAAUGCAGUCUUUCUACCUCCAUUUCUAGAUACCUAUGACAAAUUCAAACAUUUGUGCAAUGCUUUUUUGCAGUAUGCAAAGUGUAGGAAGACUGGUAAUAGUCUGUGAAACUGAGGUAGAAAGGUACUACUCUCAUUUGAUGGUAAACACUUCAUGAAAGGUUUUAACCUUCAGAUGUGGCUGUGUAGAAUAAAGUCACAAAUACUAGUCUUUCAGGAAGCAAAUGUGCUAUGCAAUGUAAUCUGAUAAACCAGGGGAACUCCAAGGGAACCAAAACCGUAGGACAGACAUGUCUGUCUCCAUCUUGACCUGUAGUUACUCCUCUGCAUCACACAAAAUACCCACUUCUAAACAGAAACUCUUUACCAUGGUGAGAUAACCCCAGAAAGUGUUUCGCUCUCCAUAUGGUGCUAGAACAUUCACCAGUACUACCACUGUACUGCAAUUCUUUUAAGAAGACAGAAGUUGAUUAGAUGUAAUGAAACCUAAGCAUGACACAGAAAGCAAGCUUAAAAUGCAUAGUCAAUUCAUGAAGAAAACUCAAAAAAGCCUACUUUAUAUCAUUCCCUCUAGCUAGUCAAGUCAUACUGCAGUGACACCACAAUAACUUUGUAAAGCAUUACUCCUUGCAGUGUGCUCAGGUACAAGUUCAGUUGACAUUCCAAACUCUACUUGAAUGCAAACUAGACUUUUUCUUCCAGUAUGACAAUAGCUGUCAACUUAUGCCACCUUUGUAGCUGACUACAGUUUGCCUCAUUUUGGGACAGAAAUGUGGUUCGUCAAUAGCUUUGAAAAUCUAGAGUAAGCAACUUUGCCUCGAGAGCAAACUAGUGGUUAUCAUGAUAAGACAAAAGCAGGCUGUUUUGAUAAAUUACUUUAUUGUGUAGAGGUAAUGUGAAACUGCUUUCAACUAGAGGCCUCAUCAUUAUUUACCCACAAGGUCUUUUAAGAUAUGAAAAAUGUAGCAGUACUGUUUACAUUUUUUUAAAAAAAAAAUCAGUCAAACGCUAUUUGGUUUUCCCCAGCUUUUAAAAUAAGGAGCAAAACUUCAUUGUGUCCCAAUACAGAACAUCACACAGUUGUAAAUUAAAAGUAAGCUUAACCACAACAUAGAGCUGCAUCUUCACAGCCAGUUCCUGCUGAAAAAAUAAUCAUCCUACUUCCUGUGACCCUGAGUGCACACUCCCAUACAAAAUGCAGGCACUUCUUGACCCUGCUAUGAGUCAAGUGAGGGAGGUAAACCAACAGCAAACAAGUAGUGACUGCCCCGUCAAGUUACAGCUCCCUGUAAACAAUGUCAAGCCACAUCCUGAGGGUCUUCUGUGACUAUUCUCUUGCGGAGACAAUUCUUUGCCCUGACUUCCCUGGCUCAAACAAGUUUUGCUUCUCGCCUAUAUCACAAAGGCAUUAUACACAUUCUUAGAAAUCAGGUGGAAAGCACUGAUUGUUUACUGAAAUUGCUCCAUAAUAGAAAAUUAGAAAACCAGUGCUUAAUAGAACAUUCACUUCAUGGAAUGCAGCACUUUCAUUAGAGAGUAAAAGUUUACACUGAACUGAGUCACCUAUAGUAGAUCACUAAAUACAAACUUUCCAUUUUUAAAACAGAAGAUUGACUUUCUCUCCAAGUACUCACAAAGUUGUUCAAAUAUAAAAGACCAAAUUUUAUUUUUUAAGAGAGAAGUAAGAGCAAUGUAAGGCCAAAGUACCAGCAAGGAAGACUAAUAUAUGAAAGUAGACAUGAGAUUUUUUAAUAAAUUUGCAUGGGCAUUUGCAAGGUUAUACCUCUAUCUAUUAGCUAACCUGUAAAGCUGUUCCCAGGAAAAGAUACUAGAGAAAAUAGACAUUUAUACAAAAUUAUAAAAUGCUUGUUACAUGAAUUAUUGCUUUACAAGGGAUGUAAACAUCCUUUUUCUAUGAUAGUACCAAUUAGGUCUCUCAAAAUUUCUAAGGUUUGUUAAAAUGGAACUUGAAUUAUGCAAAAGAUCCAAUAUAAACUUUCUACAAAAAAGAGUCCAUCCCAUUCCUGAGUAUGCUAAAGCUAUAAAACAGAAGGAGCACUGAGCAGGCAGCAGUUUUCACAGUAAGAGCUUUAAGGACAUUUUCUUUCUACACACUGUUUCCCUCCUUCUUCAUACUCUUGUUUAGAAAUCCACAUCUGUUGAAAAGUACCC
Molecule: messenger RNA, 3541 nt
Organism: Grus americana (Whooping crane)
Lineage: Eukaryota; Metazoa; Chordata; Aves; Gruiformes; Gruidae
Gene: MRPL47
Product: mitochondrial ribosomal protein L47
Exons: 7
Coding region: 45-794 (249 amino acids)
Biological process (GO): mitochondrial translation
Cellular component (GO): mitochondrial ribosome; mitochondrial large ribosomal subunit
Molecular function (GO): structural constituent of ribosome
Source: RefSeq, a predicted model, not a curated record